GGACAGAGUUUGGUGGUCAGACGGACCAGAGGGGGGGAGUGAGACAUGGCCAGGUGGUCUGAUGGUGGCGCUAUGACCAGUCAACAGUCUCUCUGCAGCACGGACCCGGCCCCCAAAACCAAGCGCAGCUGUUCCACUCUCAAGCUGUUCAUCAUGGCGCUGGCCUUUGCGUACUUCUCCAAGGCGCUGGCCGGGUCCUACAUGAAGAGCGCCAUCACUCAGAUAGAGAGGCGCUUCGAGCUGUCGACCACCCACGUAGGGAUGGUGGACGGCAGCUUCGAGAUGGGCAACCUGCUGUUUCUGGUCCUGGUCAGCCAUUUUGGCGCCAGGCUGCACCGGCCGCGGCUCAUCGGGGUGGGCUGCCUCCUGAUGGCCGCCGGCUCCUUCCUCACCGGACUGCCGCACUUCUUCAUGGGCAGCUACACGUACGACACGGCGGUCCACAGCUCCCUCAGCGACAACGGCAGCAUCGCUGCGUGCGUGGACACCCUGGAGCUGGACCCGGGUCCAACGCUAGCGGACCGCACGGCGUGUGUGAAGGACCCCAGCUCCCACAUGUGGAUCUACGUGCUGCUGGGCAACGCUCUGAGGGGCCUUGGGGAGACCCCCGUCACUCCGCUGGGGAUCUCCUACAUCGACGACUACGCCCGGGCCGAGAACUCCCCCUUCUACAUCGCGUGCGUGCACACCGUCAGCCUCCUGGGGCCCGUGUUCGGGUUCCUCCUGGGAUCCGCGUGUGUGCGGCUCUACGUGGACAUAGGAUACGUGGAUCUAGACAGCGUGACCAUCUCCCCUAAAGACGCCCGCUGGGUGGGCGCCUGGUGGCUGGGCUUCUUCAUCUCCACCGCCCUCCUGCUCCUCUCCGCGAUCCCCUUCUGGUUCCUGCCCCGCACCCUUCCCAAGCAGGGCCCCCCCGAGGGGGAGGGGGCCCCGACCCACCCCCACGCCAUCCAGGAGGGGCUCCUGGAGCUGGACGGGGACGUCCCCCCCAGCCCUGAGGACAGACCGGCCCCCGUCCACAAAGGGCUGCUCCAGUCCCUGAAGCAGCUGUUGGGGACUCCGGCCUACCUCCUGCUGCUCUGCUCCGGGGUGCUGCGGUUCAACGCUGUCAUCGGCCUCUUCACCUUCAAGGCCAAGUACAUCGAGCAGCAGUUCGGACAGUCCGCCUCCCGGGCCAACUUCGUGAUCGGCGCUCUGACGCUGCCGGUGUUUGCGGUGGGGAUCUUCCUCGGGGGGCUGCUGAUGAAGAGGUACCGGCUGAGCGUGUUCUCCGGCGCCCUGCUCUCCUUCGUCACCUCCGUCGUGGCCUUCCUCCUCUUCCUCCUGCUCCACCUCGGCACCAAGUGUGAACACGUGGCCGUCGCCGGACUCACCGUCUCCUACAACGGGACGGCGGGCGUGUGGGGCGGGGACGAGGCGGUGGUGGCCCCCUGUAACCAGGCCUGCUCCUGCCCCCUGGGGGCCUGGGACCCCGUGUGCUCCCAGAGCGGCAUCACCUACACCUCGCCCUGCACCGCGGGGUGCCUGGGGUCCUCGGGGAGCGGCAUGGCCACCGUCUUCCACAACUGCAGCUGCCUGUCCCACUUCUACCCAGAAGGGGGCAGCACCUCAGUGAGCCUGGGCCAGUGUCCCCGUGGCAACGACUGCGUCCGCAGCUUCACCUCCUACAUGGCCAUCUCUGUCCUUAGCUCCUUCAUAAGCGCCUUGGGAGCCAUGCCAGGCUACAUGGUUAUCAUACGGUAUGCUACGCUUACUAGGGCUACAUGGUUAGCAAAAAGGUAUGCUACACUCUCUAGAGCUACAUUGUAAUUAUCCUCUACACUA
Molecule: messenger RNA, 1824 nt
Organism: Gadus macrocephalus (Pacific cod)
Lineage: Eukaryota; Metazoa; Chordata; Actinopteri; Gadiformes; Gadidae
Product: solute carrier organic anion transporter family member 1C1-like
Exons: 11
Coding region: 46-1809 (587 amino acids)
Biological process (GO): transmembrane transport; sodium-independent organic anion transport
Cellular component (GO): membrane
Molecular function (GO): protein binding
Source: RefSeq, a predicted model, not a curated record